GAUUCCUUUUUGAAAUUAAUUUUACGAACGCAACUUAAAAAGUCUUUAUCCUAUAUUUAUUUGUUGUUCAAUUGUUCUGAAUUGUCACCACUGAGCAUGCCACUGAGCACAUAGAUACUGACUACAUUAUUGUCAAUUAUAGUUUUGUUAUGAUUCAUUAUUUUUUAGCGUUUUAGGUGGGUAGUUAGUAUUAAUUAAGGCAAGCUAUUUGAAUCCAUUAAACAAAAAUAUAGCAGUGCAACAAUAGCGAAAUUGAGGAAUUAACGUUGAAAGUGAUUUAAAUAUAUCAAAUAUCAAAAUGUGUGCUAAAAUGGCAUUUCAGCAUCAAGCCGGAACGGCUAUGGAAUGCUUAAGUAUUCCAAUAACUCUUCAUAAAGAAGUAAGUGGUGAUACAAUGAGAUGUGGAUUUAAAAUAGGUGGUGGAAUUGAUCAAGAUUGUCGAAAAAGUCCUCAGGGAUAUACAGAUAAUGGCAUUUAUGUAACGGAAGUUCACGAUAAUAGUCCUGCUUCAAGGAGUGGUUUGAGAGUGCAUGACAAAAUUCUACAGUGCAAUGGAUAUGACUUUACAAUGGUAACACAUAAAAAGGCAGUGAGCUAUAUUAAAAAGAAUCCUGUGUUAAAUCUCCUAGUUGCUAGGAAAGGUGUAACAUCUACUUAAUAUAAUUAUUAUCAAUUACAUUGAUGUGUCAACAUUAAUAUAAGCCACAUGACCAUAUUCAGUAUUAGGUAUUAGGACAUUACAUUAUAUUAGAAAUAUUAAAUUUGUAGAUUUUUAUAAUGUUGCAAAAUUGUAGUUCUUCUUUGACACAUCAUAUUUCUGUGAUUUUUAAUAAGGAUAUUAUAAGUAAAUAUCAUUCCAUAUUCAGUUGCCAAAGGUGUACAUUAUUUUUUAUUCAGUAUAUAUACAUAUAUAACAGGCAAGUUACCAAUUUUGUAUUAAUAUUAAGCAAGUAUAAAAAACUAAAACAGCAGAAUGUAUCAUAAGUUUUGUUUUAGUUUGGUUAAUAGCAUGAAAUAACAAGUCAUUAUAAGAGCAUUUAUUGCAAAAUAAGUUUUCGUUUUCUAUGCUGAAAGUAAUAAAUAAAUCUACAAAAAACAAAUAUUAUCAUUAAGCAAAUAGAAGCUGAAUUAUGUUGACUUACUUUUACUCUUUUUAGUAAGGAAAUACUUCAGAUUAAUAGCUUUUAUUGACAAUUACUGUAAUGCUUGCUAUAGCAGAAGUUUAUAUAAAAUAUGUUUAAUAAAAUAUUAUCUAUA
Agrilus planipennis (emerald ash borer) is the source of this 1257-nucleotide messenger RNA. RefSeq lists its product as uncharacterized. NCBI's taxonomy places the organism in Eukaryota, Metazoa, Arthropoda, Insecta, Coleoptera, Buprestidae. The record is from RefSeq and is a predicted model, not a curated record. The coding region runs from base 299 to 658 and encodes 119 amino acids. Gene Ontology annotation, molecular function: protein binding. The transcript is spliced from 3 exons.